Eremomyces bilateralis CBS 781.70 is the source of this 2626-nucleotide messenger RNA. RefSeq lists its product as uncharacterized. The coding region runs from base 159 to 2216 and encodes 685 amino acids. The transcript is spliced from 2 exons. NCBI's taxonomy places the organism in Eukaryota, Fungi, Ascomycota, Dothideomycetes, Eremomycetales, Eremomycetaceae. The record is from RefSeq and is a predicted model, not a curated record.
UGAAGUGGUAAUCUUCAUAUCAAUUGACCUUCAGUUACAAUCAAUCUAUCAUUCCCAGGCUUGGAGCCACAGUUAAACACCGCAAUCUUGAUAGAUUUCAAACCCCGACAAGCCACCCGGCACGCAAUUUCCCAGAACCCCCUGUCGAUUCCCAAACAAUGCCUCGCCAGACACGCGCUGCCCUCCGCGCUCAGGCCAGCGCCGACAUCCACACCGACGCCGACGCCGACCUCGACACCUCGACCUCUACCAAUACGCCUGUCGAACUUACUACUACGAACGACUCUGACGCCGAAAACCACGCGCGAGCACCCCUAGGCGAGAUUGCGAUGAACGAGGUUGACGCAUUGACCGCGCAGGAACUGGAUCCGAUUGAUCUGAAGACGGGGAUGGCGCCGACGGGGACGGUUAAGAAGGGCCGAGGGAGGGGGAGGAAUAAGGGUGGGAUGAAAGGGGGGGAUGGAGAUCGAACGGCGGAGGCUACGGCCGGAGAGCAGGGUGAGGAGCCGAUAGAGGUUGGCGAUGUUUUGAUGCAAGUUGAGGAGCCGACUGCAGAGGCAAAGAAGGUUGAAGAACCGCAGCAGCCGAGUCCAGUCAAACGGACCCGUUCGACAAGACGGACCCGUGCAACAGCCAAGGAAGAUGAGAUCUCAUGCACCGACGUUCCAACAACCGACGAGAAGCCCACAUCUUUGGCCACAGAUGCUAGUGAGGAAUCAGAGUCCAAUCAAGUAGAUCCAGUUGUCAACACCGCGGCAUCAAUCGAGGCUAUGGAGUUGGGGAGCAGUGAGAUACAGCGCCAUGAUGCUCUUAUUACGGAAGCAAGCACGAACGAGGAGGAACCCCCAACAAAGGCCGAUUCCGUGCUUCCUCUGGCUGAUAUACCUUUAUAUUCUCCUUCGGGCAAACAUCUACGCCCCGAGGACUCGAUCGAAGCGAUGGACGACCUCGAGGAUGCGAUCGAAGCCAUUGGCAACGCCAUUCCCAAUCUUGAAGUCCGCAACCCUGCCCCUGAGAAGCGUAAAAGUGUCUCGAAUUCCCCUGCAGCGAAAAGCCCGAAACCCGUGUCGGAUAUUGGUCACUCUUCCGCCACAAAGCCACUGACACCAGCGGCGAGGCAGCCAGGGCAAAUUACACCGAAAGGCACGACUUCAGUCACUCGGAGCACUUCCACCCUCCUUCGCUCCGCGAGCACCAAGGCCGCACCGAAGCCGAAGGCUCCUCUUCCUUCUACUUCCAAAUCCAUAUUGACCAUCAAGCCCAAAACAUCGAAUACGAUGCCACCGGGUACGAAGCGGCGACCUAUUUCCCUGCAAUUUCCACCCGCUCCAGGGCCGAUAAAAUCGAGCAAGCCGCCUACUCAAUCGACCUUCACGCUUCCCGGUGAAGCGAUCGCCGCGAAGCUCAAGGCAGCUCGUGAAGCGAGGUUGGCUGCCGCAGAGGAGGAGGCAAAGAAACGUCGUGAGUUCAAGGCACGGCCGGUACCAAAGGCGACCGCUGGAACAGUCACCGUGCACGUACGAAAGACGACUGCGAGCAUAGCUAGGGAGAGUAUGAUUCGCGGCGAGGUUUCGGUGGCUGGAAACUCGAGAGCAUCGUCCGCGAGCAGACCGAGUGUGGCUGCUAGUGGCAAUGGCACUAUUAAGCCAAAUACGUUAAAGAGGGCGUCUAUCGCGGGUGUCGCGAUUCCUCCUCCCAGGCCGGCUGCGAAGGAGACGAUCAUGAAGCUGACCCGUCCAUCAUCGAUCGCCGGUGCGCCUGCCACAUCCAUCACCAGCACCAAGCGUGCAUCCACGCUGCUGAAGACCGCAUCUACCUCGUCUUCCGCCACGUCGACGAUCGCAAAGCGUCCAUCGACCCUCGCAACCAAGCCACGCCCUACCUCCACCCAUCUCGCCCCCACACCGCCCACCCGCCGCCCCUCCACUGUAGCGAGCAACUCGUCCGCGUCCGGACCCUCAGCCGCGUCCAAGCCCUCCGUCACGGCCACCGACCUCGCGACGCAGAAGGUCAAGGCGCGGGAGAUCUUCAACCGGGACAAGGUGGAGAAGGAGGAUCGGGAGCGGCAGCGGCGGGAGAAGGAGGACGGGGCGCGGAAGGCGAGGGCAGAGGCGGCGGAGCGGGGUCGGUUGGCGAGUCGGGAGUGGGCGGAGAGGCAGCGGUUGAGAGCGUUGGCGACGGGGACGGGGAGGAAGGUAGAGGCGAUGGCGAACUAGGUUUGUGUCUCCCUUUGCAAAGAGUCUUUUGUGAAGACGGCGCUGGUGUUUGAAGGAGCGCACUGUUGUUUCUAUGGUUUUGAUUGCGAGCCUUUCAGGGCGGCGUUGACCCACAAAGAAGUUUAGUUGUUUCUCUUGUUUCCUAUCGUCUAAGCAUCAUAUCCUCUGUUUUCAGUUUGGCGUUGGAGCAGUUCGUUCAAGCGUGGAAUUUGCAGGUUUCCAUAUCAGCCGGUCAACCUUGUGCGGAAACUGAUUGUAUCUUAGUUUAUUUCAGGUGACUUCGGCUGACUUGUGUCGUCGUCUUCAUUAAAAUCUUUACUUGAGUCAUUAUCUCACUCGAGUUGCGAUCCUCCCUAGCCACUGACCACUCUCAACCAGUGUUCGUAGUUAGUAGUCGAAUAUUAGCACGU